GGGAAAUGAUGCCUUCGCCCUUCCCGGGCCCGGAGGCUCCCUCUGCGGCUGGGUGACCCUGGGCAAGGCUGCAGACAGGGAAGCGGCGGAGGGCAGAAGGUAGCUGGCAGAGCAGCCCUUGCGAACAUGGAUGUGACUCUGCCGCACCUUGGAGUUCGUUCUCCGCUGUCCGGGGCUUAUCAGCCUCCGCUCCACGCCUGCCUUUUGCAGAGUCCAGCCUGCGCCCCGAGGAGCCGCUCGAGCUGCUGCUGGAUCGGGCUCCCCCCAAGUCUUUCUGCCAAGUGCCGCCUGCGUUGUCAACCCCUUGCCGGGGAGGGGUGAUGGUGGUGGUGGGAUUAAUAUGAACAAAUCCAUCUCGCGGCGCCCGGGGCUGCUCGUCUGAGGCGGAGCGGCUCGGCGCGCGGGGUUCGGUUGAAGAAAGCUGCUGCGGGAGGGUUUCAUUCACAGAAGACAGAUCUUGAGUUCUUCUUGACUUGCCAAUUCUCAGCCUCCUCAUGCCUCCAUCUCCUUUAGACGACAGGGUAGUAGUGGCACUUUCAAGGCCAGUAAGACCUCAGGAUCUCAGCCUUUGUUUAGACUCUAGCUACCUUGAAUCUGCUUCUUCUGCCAGUGAGAAUCACACAAGUCUCCUUGGCACAGCUGUUGUGUCCCUAAAAGCUGCUAAUCUCACGUAUAUGCCCUCAUCCAACGGCUCUGCACGCUCCCUGAGUUGUGGAUGCAGCAGCGCCAGUUGCUGCACUGUGGCAACUUACGACAAGGACAAUCAGGCCCAAACUCAAGCAAGCACCAGCAGCACUACCAACAUAGGAACCUCUACCACCUGCCCUGCUAACCAAAUGGUCAACAACAAUGAGAACACGGGCACAUUGAGUCCAUCGGGUGGAGUGGGGAGCCCGGCCUCAGGCACAACCAAGCAACUAGCUAGCAUAAAAAUAAUCUAUCCUAAUGACCUGGCUAAAAAGAUGACCAAAUGCAACAAGAGCCACCAACAGAACCAAGGGCCUGUCAUCAUUGACUGCAGGCCAUUCAUGGAGUACAAUAAGAGUCACAUUCAAGGGGCUGUUCACAUUAACUGUUCUGACAAGAUCAGCAGGAGAAGGCUCCAGCAAGGCAAGAUCACUGUCUUGGACUUGAUCUCCUGCCGGGAAGGCAAGGACUCCUUCAAGAGGAUCUUUUCCAAAGAAAUUAUAGUUUAUGAUGAGAAUACCAAUGAGCCAAGCCGAGUAAUGCCUUCCCAGCCACUCCAUGUAGUGUUGGAGUCACUCAAGCGAGAAGGCAAGGAACCUCUAGUUUUGAAAGGUGGACUCAGCAGUUUUAAACAGAACCAUGAAAACCUCUGUGAUAACUCCCUCCAACUUCAGGAGUGCCCAGAAGGCGGAGGAGGUGCAUCUGCAGUGCCGGCCACAUUACCUCAGUCCAUUCCCACCACUCCAGACAUAGAGAAUGCUGAUCUGACCCCCAUCUUGCCAUUCCUCUUCCUUGGAAAUGAGCAUGAUGCUCAGGACUUGGAGAAGAUGCAGAGGAUGAACAUCGGAUACGUAAUCAACGUGACCACCCACCUCCCCCUCUACCAUUACGAGAAAGGCUUGUUCAACUACAAGCGGCUCCCUGCCACUGACAGCAACAAGCAGAAUCUCAGGCAGUACUUUGAAGAGGCUUUUGAAUUCAUUGAGGAAGCUCACCAGUGUGGAAAAGGCCUUCUUAUUCACUGCCAGGCCGGUGUGUCGCGCUCUGCCACCAUCGUCAUCGCUUACUUAAUGAAGCACACACGGAUGACCAUGACGGAUGCCUAUAAAUUUGUCAAAGGCAAACGACCAAUCAUUUCGCCUAAUCUUAACUUUAUGGGGCAGUUACUGGAGUUUGAAGAAGAUUUAAAUAAUGGCGUUACACCACGAAUUCUCACACCAAAGCUGAUAGGGGUGGAGACUAUAGUGUGAUAGUGAAGCUAAGAGGUGGCAUAUAAUGAAGGGUUUAUCAUAUUCUUCACUUGAUAUGGGGGGAGAGGGGAAGGGUUGCGCUUUUU
Messenger RNA from Gopherus flavomarginatus (Mexican gopher tortoise), 2023 nucleotides. RefSeq names its product dual specificity phosphatase 10 (gene DUSP10). Gene Ontology annotation, cellular component: cytoplasm; cytosol. The record is from RefSeq and is a predicted model, not a curated record. Bases 495 to 1937 code for a protein of 480 amino acids. Lineage: Eukaryota; Metazoa; Chordata; Testudines; Testudinidae. Gene Ontology annotation, molecular function: MAP kinase tyrosine/serine/threonine phosphatase activity; protein tyrosine/threonine phosphatase activity. Gene Ontology annotation, biological process: negative regulation of JUN kinase activity; protein dephosphorylation. The transcript is spliced from 4 exons.